AAAACGCUAACACAGUAAUCUCUCUAUCACUUUACUUCACCAUCUCACUUCUCUCUCUCUCUCUUAUGAUGACGAUGGGCGGCGGCGACUCUGAUCUCCGUAAACCUACUAAUUUCUCCGCCGGACCUUUAUCUCGGCGACGAUCAUGGUGUUGCUCUUUCGCCGUACCUCCGGCGAGUCCUGACGCCCUUUCAAUCUCAUCUCGUAACCACAUUCAAGCUAAAUCUCAUUCUCAGCAGCAGAGACCCAAACUUGGUCCCAAGUCCGUUCCUUGCUCACCGCAAAGCUCUAAAUCUCCUUUAAACAUAGUGGGUCGAAUCGACCCGCGUCGGAUCUUAUCACCGGGUCGGGUUUCUCCCAUAGAUUCGGAUCUCACCAUCGAUACAAUGCAAGAGACUGAGACCACUCAUGAAGAAGAGGAUCCGGUGGUUGUAGAUUCAUCUCCCAGUCUUCGUUCAGAGAGUUUUAGAGCUCCGAAGAUUGAAGUUACUGUCUCGGGUCCGGGUUCGGAUUCGGGUUCGGGUUCGGGUUACGAUGCUAGGUUGAGUUUGAAGGGGAGAAAUGGUGGGGUUUUGGUGUUGGAGCUAAGCUCAGAGGUUUUAGCUGCAAAUUCAGAAGUUUUCGCGGGUUUGAUUGUGGAAGACAAAAAGUGUUCAUCUUUAGGGUUGAAGAAGAACACAUGCAGGAUUGAAGUUUGUGAUGUGGAGAAUCUUGGUGUGUUUAGGGAUACUGUAGAACUUAUGUUUGAGGGAAGUGAUGGUAUUAUCAAGAAGUUUAUGAAAAUGGGUGUUUACAGAGCCAUUGAUGUACUUGAGGUAGCGGCUGGAAUCAAAUUUUCAAGAGCUGUCUUGUCCUGUCUGAAAUAUCUUGAAGCUGUUCCUUGGACAGAGGACGAAGAGGAAAAACUGAGGAGGCUUCUUGCAAUUCAUAACUUUGAUGAUGCUGCAACCAGCGAAAUUUUGGCAAGGUUUAAUUCAAACGAGACAGAAAACUCGCAAGACAGUUUGUCGAAGAAACUUGUUUGGUCAAUAACUUCCUGCAGUGAUGUAAAUCCUAGAAACGAACUCAGAUCUUUGGUGAAGGGUCUUCUUUGCAAAAGUUCAGUGUAUGAGAAAGAACAGCCUGAAAUCAACAAGGAAGAAAUAUAUAGAGCAGGCAAGUGUUGCGUGGAUUCAUUAGCUAAGCUGUUUGAAGAAGGCAGUAGAGGUAGUAGCAAGAAAGAGAAACCAUUGAUUGAAAGUAUUUCGAGGGAAGUAGAGAACAUAAACUGGCUGCUAGAGAUCAUGAUAGAUUGGGAAAUAGCAGAGGAAUUUGUGGAGAUAUGGGGGAAGCAAAGAAAGCUAGUGGAGAUGCAUGAGAAUGUAUCGCCAAUGGUGAGGUAUGAAGUAAGCAGAGUAACAGGAGCGAUAUUUAUUGCAAUGGGGAAAAGGAGAGUUCAAUGCGGAGGAGAAGCAAGGGCGGGACUAGUAGAAGCGUGGUUCAAGCCAAUGUUAGUAGAUUUCGGGUGGCUACAAAGAUGCAAGAAAGGACAAGACAUGAGGGAAGUAGAGGAAGGGAUGGGGCAAACACUGUUAACACUGCCAGUAAAGCAACAGUAUCAAGUUUUCAUGGAAUGGUUCAGGUGGUUCUCAAAGCAUGGGACUGAGUGUCCUAAUCUAAGCAAGGCGUUUCAGAUAUGGUGGCGUAGAUCAUUCCUUAGAGGUGUAGAGUCUUCUUCUUGUAGGUAAACAAAUAAUUCCAAGUUCAUGAGUCUGAUGUUAGGUGUUAGCUUUAUGGAAUUUAGACUGUAAUAUAUAACACUCCUAAUGACUUAUCAUCUCCUUUGUCUCCUCCCACUUGCUAUGUUUGUACUGGAGUUUUUUUUUGGA
This is a messenger RNA of Capsella rubella, 1868 nucleotides long. Its product is annotated as BTB/POZ domain-containing protein At2g13690. Lineage: Eukaryota; Viridiplantae; Streptophyta; Magnoliopsida; Brassicales; Brassicaceae. The transcript is spliced from 2 exons. The record is from RefSeq and is a predicted model, not a curated record. Bases 66 to 1727 code for a protein of 553 amino acids.